This is a messenger RNA of Vanessa atalanta (red admiral), 618 nucleotides long. RefSeq lists its product as uncharacterized. Bases 1 to 618 code for a protein of 205 amino acids. Lineage: Eukaryota; Metazoa; Arthropoda; Insecta; Lepidoptera; Nymphalidae. The transcript has 3 exons. The record is from RefSeq and is a predicted model, not a curated record.
AUGUCUUUUAUAGAAAAUGAUAUAAGUAUUCCAAAACGUUCCUGCAUAUCGUGUAAUAAUAUUAUUUCAAUGGGAUGUAGUGAUCCAAAAAACAAAUUGAUACCUUCAAUUAUUUGUAAAAAUAAUGAAGAUAUGUGUUACUCUCAGCAUACGCCGUUCGGUAUAGUAAAUCGUGGAUGUUUCAACAUAUACCGCAAUCUGACUACAUACGUUUGUUCCUGUAAUCUUUGUAACUACAUUUCAAUUUCCGAAAUGCCUCAUAUAUUUUCAAUGAAAAGAGAUUGGAUUGAAAAUGUUAUAGAACUCUCUCGAACGAAAAGUUUCAGGAACUCUAUAUUUAAAGAUAUGUCUUGCUUAAGAUGUGAAGUGAAUACAACUAAAACUGUGAUGGCUGAGGAUGUGAGUGCUAAUACAAAUUGCUUAGAAGGUCAUAUAAGUGCACUCCCCAUACAAGAGUGCGCAGAAAACGAAAUUUGUGGUGUAAAAGCUAUUAGAAGCGAGGGCUAUGUCUGGCGAGGAUGUUUGGCCAAUCCCUUGUACAAUUACUGGUGGAGAUUUUGUGAUAGUGAUUUAUGUAAUCACGAUAGUCUUGUAUCGAUUUUUGAAGAAUCCUUAUGA